AUGGCUCGUUUUAUUUAUGAAUGCAAUACUCAAUUGAGGAACAACAGUGAUGGAAAUUUGGCACCUAGACAGUGCAGUUCUGAUAAGUAUUGCAUAUUUUGUAAUGCGCAAUGUUGCUUAACAUUGCAAAGAAAGGCUCUUCGAUAUUUUUAUGAAACGUGGUACUUCUGGCUGGGUAUUGGCCUCCUUGUCGUUUUUAUAGUAUCUACCGUAAGUAGCUACGUAAUUAGCCACUGUAAGCACAACAUUUUGUCAGUUAUUUAUCGGCCCAGGACUAUCGAAAAUUCUCCGAAUGCAAGUCCGAAUAAUAGUAAUUCUAGCCCUCGAAAUGAGAUUGCUAUCAAUAUAAUUCCCCCGAUUCCUUCGCAUAGAAAGAUGUUGCUUGUUUCUCCACAAUCAAGUUGUGGCUAUAUGAAUUCUGUUCCUUCUUAUAUUCCUGUUUUAUAA
This is a messenger RNA of Belonocnema kinseyi, 447 nucleotides long. RefSeq lists its product as uncharacterized. The coding region runs from base 1 to 447 and encodes 148 amino acids. The record is from RefSeq and is a predicted model, not a curated record. NCBI's taxonomy places the organism in Eukaryota, Metazoa, Arthropoda, Insecta, Hymenoptera, Cynipidae. The transcript is spliced from 3 exons.